AGCUGAAUCGUGUGUAUCAUUUUACGUCGGCAACUUUUACGUAUGCCAAGAUCUUUCUCAGUGUCCAUCAAUCUUGUUUACUCCGCGGCUCGUUGUUAGAAUCGCUCUAAUGGAUAUGUCUUCAUACAUUGGUGUUGAAAGCAACACCGUAACUUUGUACGGGCCGACAUGGUAAACACGACACUGUUUUAAAGCCAUAACAUUAACUAGGAGUAAUCUUGUUUUAUGAAAAGUACUCCCCCAUCAGCGGUUGAACACACCGCAGAUUACUAAAACUACAGCUGAGAUUAAAACCAAUCAAAGUUACGUGACCGAAGAGCAGGGAAACGGAUUAUACGUACAUUACGUCUAAGUCCACAUGCUGAUCUGCUGGUAAUGAAAGCUUGUCAAAAAGUUGUACAAAGUGUAAAUAUACAUUAAGUAAAUUACAUUCUUCGGGCUUUUGAAACUGCUCAACAAAAGGUCGUUUAUUCCAAUAAUGCCGUGCGUGGUAAACAACAUUUUUCAUCUCUAGCCUUUCUCACAAAAUAUCGUGUAAAAUUUCACCAUGUCCAUUGUCCCAGCGAAAGCAAAUCUGAGCUUCUCCAUUGAAAACAUUCUUAAGGAAGAAAACUCUUCGGAAAGCUCUUAUUUAUCCAGACCUGAUGAUAAUAAUGAUAAUAAUGAUACAAUAACUCUUCAACAAGGAACCUCUUCGCCUGAGAGAUCUUUGAACAGCGAUCUUCCGUGGCUGGCUUAUACUCGUUAUUGUCCGCCCAAAAUCCCAAGGUCAAGAAAUCGUAAAACAGUAAACAAGCGGAAAGUAAGUGGGGGUCCAAGAGUACCAUUCUCGUCAGAACAGCUACUGGAGUUGGAGAAAAACUACGAGGACACUCAUUAUGUCACUGCAGCCAAAGUUUUACAACUUUCUAGCGAGUUAAAACUUCCAGGAAACCGCAUCAAGAUUUGGUUUCAGAACCGUCGUGCACGGGAAAAAAAGAAGGCUAAGAAGCUGGGAAAUUAUAAGAACCAACAACUUACUGCAAACGAGAUAUGUGCCGAGACCACCCUUUCACCUCAUGAAAAAAUCGGUCAGAAUAGAAGCUGUUUAUCACAAUUUUACCCUGCUCCUAUUGGGAGGAGAGAGUCCGCUUUCUCUCCAAUGUUUAAGUCUCAGUUAGCUCAUACCGGUUGUCCAUUAAAGAGGAAUCUCGCAUGGCCUGGUACAUCAAACGUGCCUCGGGUCCUUAACCUAAAGUACAUUAACUGCGAUUUGUACAAAAGACUCAGUUGUUUUGUUCAAUGUACAUAGCAUGUGAGAUGUCCCUACAACAAACAACUGUUGAGUGUGAAAAACUUUAGAAAGAUAAAUUUGAUUCGUUGACAUUUAAU
Pocillopora damicornis (cauliflower coral) is the source of this 1371-nucleotide messenger RNA. RefSeq lists its product as uncharacterized. Gene Ontology annotation, molecular function: DNA-binding transcription factor activity, RNA polymerase II-specific; RNA polymerase II cis-regulatory region sequence-specific DNA binding. Gene Ontology annotation, cellular component: nucleus. Lineage: Eukaryota; Metazoa; Cnidaria; Anthozoa; Scleractinia; Pocilloporidae. Gene Ontology annotation, biological process: neuron differentiation; regulation of transcription by RNA polymerase II. The record is from RefSeq and is a predicted model, not a curated record.